Molecule: messenger RNA, 948 nt
Organism: Prorocentrum cordatum
Lineage: Eukaryota; Dinophyceae; Prorocentrales; Prorocentraceae
Source: the annotation of a GenBank genome assembly
UCUGCUGGCGCUGGCUUUGCCUCAUGGCCUGCUGAUUCCGACGUCCUUGAUUCCAACAUCCGCGAGUCAAGUACACAAACAUGUUCGCCGUCAGGCUCACCACCAAGAACACUUUCAUAGACGCCGUCAGCUGGGCGCAGGAGGAGAGAGAGGAGCCUCCGCUGCACCGCACUCGCUCCGACCCGACGCUCCGGUUCCACCUCGCAGACGGUGGCGAGGACGCCAAAGCGACCGCCGACGGCACCGAGUUUGUGACCUCGGUGAAGCCGGCCGCCAGGGCCACCCUCGCCGACUUUGAGUCGCCCCUCUCCGCGGAGCAGCCGUCCAAGCCCUUCGCUGGGGCGUCCGUGGGCUUCCGCACGCCGCUGAGCAGCAAGGCCAGGCCCUUUGCCGCCCCCGCCGGGACGGCCGGUCUGCAUGCGCUGGAGUGGCGGGUGCGCUAAUUCGGCAGGGCGCCAGCCAUACAUCUACACCGGUCCUGGCGAGGCCCACACCGAUCCUGGCGAGGCCGAUCCUGGGCCCUGGAUCGCCCCUUUGCCCAAGCCAGGAGGGCGUAUGCAUCGAUCCUGGGAGCAGGAUCGGCCUGCCCAGGAUCGGUGCAGGUUAUGGUCAGCGUCCUCUUGCUGCUGGUCUGUUUCCGUCGGUCCGAGCUGCCCCAGCCGCUCCCCAUGGGCUCCCGGGUGACGCAGAUCGCACCGUGGAGAUCUCUCCGUGAGGUUCUAGCUCGUGGGAGGUCCUCUCUCGGCCGGCAGAGGCCCCGACCACUGUAGGUGGGUCGGGGCCUUCUGGGCCAGCGCUCCACGCUCGGGGUCUGCGGGCGCGUGCUCGCUUCCCCAGCGAGCCUUGCAGCGCGAUGCCCGCCCGACGUUCGAGCUCGAGGAGUGGACGGCGAGAAGCCCCUGCUGAUUUCGCCUCCUCCUCCUCCUCCUCCUCCUCCUCCUCCUCCUC